AUCCGAACACUGUCCUCAAGUCAGAGACAGACACAGAGACUUUAACACACAGGCUUUUACACACAGGAUCUGACCACUGAUCAGACCCAGAGAAACUGGGCUUGGGGAGACUGGGCUGUGCUCCUGCUCCCGGCUUAGAGUAUUUACCGGUAUUUCAUCAGAGCCAAAGGAUGGUCCAUACCCGUGAGGAUGGCUAUAGUGAUGCGUUAAACACUGGCGGUAAUGAUCCCUAUUGUUCUUACGCUACAGAGAUGGACCCGGGCCACAUGCCCUUGGGUUAAGAGACCCAGACUGAUCUGUCUAGAGGGGACUGGAACCCGUACAGUAGUAGUGUAUCCUCUGAAGGGUGCCUAGAUAAGAAAGGGGAGAUUAUUGUUGUAGAUGAGGUAACUGUAAAAGUGGAGGGCGACGUUCCUCCCACAUGGAAUGCAGAAAGUCACCUAGGAGACAAACUCACAGGGCAGAGAUUUAUUAGAUUACAGGGGAAGAUUAGAGACGAAUCUAAAUAUUGCCACCCACUCCUCUUUACAUGCGUUCAGGGAUCGCGACCCAGUGUCUACGUCGAUGGGGUUUUCCGAUUUACAGGGCAGCGUCCUUUUCGAUCUGGUAUUGAACUCAAACGACAGGUCUAGAGCCCAGGCUCAGGGAGGGGGGGCAACAUCAGGUAAUAGUAAAGAGAAACGGUUCAUCUGCAUGUUCUGUAACAAAGGCUUCAGCUGCCCCCAGAAGGUGGAGAUCCACCAGAGGGUCCACACAGGGGUGAAACCCUUCAGCUGUACCCAGUGUAACAUGCGCUUUCUCCAGGCUGGUGACCUGAAGAGGCACCAGAGGGUCCACACAGGGGAGAAAUCCUACAGCUGCCCACAGUGUGAGAAGAGGUUCUCCCGCCAGGACCACCUGAAGAUGCACCUGAAGGUCCACACAGGAGAGAGGCCGUUCGCCUGUACGUACUGCGGGAAGAGGUUCUCAGAAAGGAGAUGCCUCAGGAUACACCAGCAGAAAAAACAUUCCAUUGGAUAACAUCGAAAGUAACCAUUCCGCUCGAUAGCUUCUCACAUUUAGAUCAACCCCUGCAUUAAAGACAAAAAUGAAUUUAUUGUUUUCAGCAGAAAAGAUUCCCAGGUGCAUUUUGGAAUAACCAGAGUAACAGAUUUCAGUGUUGAAUAUUCCUGGGUAGAAUACUGCAUCCAGACAUUGUGUGAUAUAUAAGCCUAAAAAGUCUGUUACAUAUUGUGUAUAUACUGUGUAGGAUGUAUGAUGUUCACAAAAUUUCCCAAGACACCUUUUAUGAGAAAAUGACUGCAGUUUAUCAAGUUCAUGCUGACUUUUUUUGUUGAGGCGGGUACGUGUGUUUUUCAAAUGGCGUAUUAAACACUAAACACUUAUGUUUAAUGAAAACAAAAUGGGACUUCAUUCUAACGACUCUAUAAUAACAAACCUAAUGCAAUGAUAAAUCUUAGCCCUGGCGGCAACGCAAUAGGUCCAGGGUUGUGUCUAAAAAAAUCUUUGCUAUUUUCACAGUGAUAAUUGUGGUUGCAGUAGCUAGUGGUGGCGCAAAAGGGCUGAGUUUUGAUGAAUACAUAAGUUGUAGGAGUGUCAAGGUUUGACCCCUCACUUGGCCAAUCAGAACAUGCUCCAUGGCUAAAUACUGUAUUGCGGUUGUGUAUUUACGGUCUUUUAUGUGUUGCCUUAUCCUCAACUCCGAUUGAUUUGAUUUGUCGGUAAAAAAAAUAAUACAUGUACACACAGUACAAAUAUAUGUUUUUCAAUGUUAUGGAUUGUCUGGGACUUAUUUACAUUAUAGACUCAUUUAAAAAAUAUGAAGAAAAUAUACAUAUACAAUAACACAUACCAACACAUUACAGAGAUACAGACAGAAAAUAGUUAGUUACUCAUUAGCCAGCUUUUGACAUUUUUUUAAAAGGUGGUUAUGAUUGGUAUGGCUGAGUUGCUGUGGUAGUUAGUUCCAUUCAACAGCGCCAGUAUAUACAAAUGUGUUCUUACCAGGUAGAAUGUUAACAAGGAAUAUUAUUAUCUGGCUAGUUGGGGAUAGGGUCCUGGGGGCUGAGUCUGGGAUAAUGUUGUAGACCAGACCAAGUUGAAUUAAUAGUACUCUUUUUUGUUCCCAACGGAUAGCCAGCCAAGCAGCAUAAAAUGCUCGACCCCCUAGAGUUGAUGCCCGCGUGGAAAUUAAAUUAGCAUUCAAAAAUAUCCCCAUCAAAAUCUGUUUAAGUUAGAGACAUCAUAUUUUUUUGUGUAUGGGCUGCGUCGCAAUCCUCCGCAUCCGCCAAUAGCAGCCUUUCGUAUCUGCGGUGGAAGGUGGCCGAGCUACAGCGGUGUUUGUUAGACCAUGAGACAUCUCUCAAAUCGGUUUUCUCACAAAAACGUCUGUAGUGUCCAAACCUGACCAUAACCAGACACUCCAGUACAAUCAGGUAGCUUCUCAACCAAAUGUGUGGCAACUGUUGUGAAAAAGGUAUUGAAACUAUCAGCUACCACUUCCUUGUCUGAUUGUAUUUCCCCAUUGACCUCCAGACCAAUGCUUUUACAAUUUGCAUUCUUCCCUGUCGCUAUGUUUAGUGACUGCCACAACUUCCUAUUUUCACAAAUUUGACCUCAUCUGACUAGAUUUGUUCCUUAGGGUUGUGUGUCUAUUGAGAGCCUCUUCAUCUUCGGUACUGUUAUAUUCUUGAAAAUAAGUAUUUCUUCAUUUAAUGGCCUUAAUGAUUUCCUGAUUCAUUCAAGGUUCAGUUCUUUAAUUCUAACAGUUUUCCAUGGAGGCAAAGUAUUCACAAUGCUUAAGAAACAUUUGUUCAAAUAGUUCUAUCCUGUUUAUUUUUUUAACAAAACCACAAAAAAUAUAUAUAUAUUUUAGUUUUUCUCAUUUUAUAAUCCAUAUCUAGACAUGUAAGUACCGGGUCCCAGUUAACUUUACUCAAUUGGUCAAUAAAUGCAUCUUUGUUAUCAUGUUUCAGAGAUCUCACAGUUAUUGUGUCAUAACGUGGUGUAAAACUUGCCGCCAUUGGACUCUGGAGCAGUGGAAACGCGUUCUCUGGAGUGAUGAAUCACACUUCACCGUCUGACAGUUCGAUGGAUGAAUCUGGGUUUGGUGGAUGCAAGGAGAAAGCUACUUGCCCCAAUGCAUAGUGCCAACUGUGAAGUUAGGAGGAGGAAUAAUGCUCUGGGGCUGUUUACCAUGGUUCCAGCGAGGCCUAUUAGUUCCAGUGUAGGGAAAUCUUAACACCACAGCAUACAUUGACAUUGUAGAUGAUUCUUUGCUUCCAACUUUGUGGCAACAAUUUGGGGAAGACUCUUUCCUGUUUCAGCAUGACAAUGCCCGCGUGCACAAUGCGAGGUGCAUACAUCAAUAAUUUGUUGAGAUCGAUGUGGAAGAACUUGACUGGCUUUAACCCAUUUUAUAAGAGAUUCUCCUAAAU
Molecule: messenger RNA, 3437 nt
Organism: Oncorhynchus mykiss (rainbow trout)
Lineage: Eukaryota; Metazoa; Chordata; Actinopteri; Salmoniformes; Salmonidae
Source: RefSeq, a predicted model, not a curated record